UACUUGGGUUGUACCAUCCUAAUAAGUACUACUUAUUAGGCGAAAGCGCAGGGUGUUUUGGGUUCGCUGGCAGAAAUCAGUGAGCUAUAGAUCUUCGUGCGUAUGUCAAGAGGUUACUAUAGAGGCAAAUGCAAAACAAAUACAAAUGUUUGGUCAACAACCAUCAGCGACGCCUCCUCCUCCUCCUUCUCCUCCGCCGCCGCCGCCGUGGUUAUCAUUCAUACAUCGAUCACCAUCCAUCCAUCCCAGCAUCAAGCCAAACCCGAUCCUUUGCCCUCCCCUCCGCCAUUAAGUCAGCUGCCGCCACGUCCCUCUCCUCAGGCCGCCAGCUCCACGCCAUCUCCGCCGUUACGGGCCUCUCUCGGACCCCUUCGUACAGUCCUCUCCUCCACAUGUACCUGAAAUGCGGCGUCUCAUCCGACGGCGACGAGAUGGGGCGGAGGGAUGGCAUCCAUCCCAAUUUGGUGACUUGGAAUGGCCUCGUUGCGGGCUUCAAUCAUAGCGGCAACUCUCGCCAGGCUGUGCUUGUGCUUCGCAGGAUGCGUUCCCAAGGGUUUUCAGUGGAUGGAAUCACCGUCUCCUGCGUGCUAUCUUCUGUCGCGGACUUUAAGGAUGAAAAUUGUUCCAUCGCCAUUGGGGCGCAGAUUCAUGGGCAUGCACUCAAGGCGGGUUUCUUAUCAUCGGAUGGUUGUGUUGUGAGUUCCCUCAUUGGCAUGUACGGGAAAUGUUGCCGCAGUGAGGAGAUGAUCCGAGUUUUUGAUGACUAUAAAAUGAUGAUGGACGUUGGGUCGUAUAAUGCUCUCCUCACCGGGCUCUCGCGCAAUGGCCGGGCAGAGGAAGCACUAGCUUCAUUCAGAGGAUUUCAAGGACUACUAGGCAUCCAACUGAAUGUCGUGUCUUGGACCUCCAUAGUUGCUUGCUGCGCUCAGAACGGGCGGGAUAUGGAUGCGUUGGAUUUGUUUCGAGAGAUGCAGCUUUCGGGCGGUGUGAAGCCCAAUCUCGUAACUAUUCCCUGCGUGUUACCCGCCUGUGCAAAUAUCGCCGCUUUGAAGCAAGGGAGGGCUGCUCAUUGCUUUUCCCUCAGAGGGAACUUCUCAGAAGACGUUUAUGUCUCCACUGCUCUGAUCGAUAUGUAUGCCAAGUGUGGAAGGAUUAAAGAAGCGAGAUCAAUCUUCAAUGCGAUGCCAACUAAGAAUGUUGUUUCUUGGAAUGCCAUGCUUGGAGGCUAUGCAAUGCAUGGCAGGGCAAGGGAUGCAAUUGCACUCUUUGAACUAAUGCGCAAAAGCAGGCAGAAACCCGAUUUCAUAACUUUCACUUGCAUACUAUCAGCUUGCAGCCAAGCUGGGCUAACCGAAGACGGGAAGUCGUACUUCAAUGCAAUGAAUAAAGAUUUUUGUAUUGUAGCCAGAAUGGAGCACUAUGCUUGUAUGGUUAGCCUCCUCGGUCGAUCAGGGAGGCUGGAUGAAGCUUAUGGAUUGAUCCAGGCGAUGCCUUUUGAUCCUGAUGCUUGCGUUUGGGGAGCCUUGCUCAGCUCCUGUAGGGUCCAUGGAAAUCUGCAGCUGGGGGAGGUUGCAGCAGAGAAGCUCUUUUAUCUGGAGCCAGGGAAUGCUGGGAAUUAUGUGCUUCUUUCCAAUAUUUAUGCCUCUAAAGGCAUGUGGAGUGGAGUGGACAGAAUGAGGGAUAAACUGAAGAGUAUGGGAAUGAAGAAGGAGGCAGGUUGCAGUUGGAUUGAGGUGAAAAACAUGGUUCAUAUGCUGCUGGCUGGUGACAAGUCCCACCCACAGAUGGGGCAGAUAAUUGAGAGGCUAGAAAAGCUGAGCACAGAGAUGAAAAGGCUUGGGUACAGCCCGGGUAUGAACUUUGUGUUGCAGGAUUUGGAGGAUCAGGAGGAAAAAGAGCAUAUACUGUGUGGCCACAGCGAGAAGCUGGCACUAGCACUUGGCCUCAUAAACACAACCCAUGGGACUCCUCUCCGGGUCAUAAAAAACCUUAGGAUCUGUGGUGACUGUCACACUUUUUUCAAGUUUGUUUCAGGCUUUGAAAGGAGGGAGAUAAUUGUGAGGGAUACUAAUCGGUUUCAUCAAUUCACAGAUGGCUGUUGUUCUUGUGGUGAUUAUUGGUAAGCCCACGAUCAGAGGGUCUUUGAAGACCAACAUUACUACUCUUGACCCUCUUGUCCUUACUAUCAGCAAGCAGCUCCUUUCUUUGCAAUGCUUGUUCCUAUGAAGCUGUUCAAUACCCUAGGGCGGGCCUUGCAUUCCUGAUUUCAAACUGUUUGUUGUCACUUUUGUAUCCAUGUUGGAAGGAGGUCUGUGAUCAAUUGAGAAGAACAUCCAGCUGAUGCAGUGCACGCGGAGGCAUCUAGGAUGACCUUCACCGAUUUUGUAACUCAUCGUCAAGCU
Asparagus officinalis (garden asparagus) is the source of this 2402-nucleotide messenger RNA. RefSeq names its product pentatricopeptide repeat-containing protein At1g20230-like. NCBI's taxonomy places the organism in Eukaryota, Viridiplantae, Streptophyta, Magnoliopsida, Asparagales, Asparagaceae. Gene Ontology annotation, molecular function: protein binding; zinc ion binding; RNA binding. Gene Ontology annotation, biological process: RNA modification. The record is from RefSeq and is a predicted model, not a curated record.